GUUAGUUUAUUAGCGUUUCCAGGAGGUUUCUGUCGACAGUCUGUAGUUGAAUAAUGUUCGGAUACCAAAUUAUCUUAGAUCUAUCAUAUUUUAAAGGUAACAGUUGCUCGGGAUAGAUGCAAGAGAAUGUGGUUAUUGCGAGGACGAAAUGGCGUCUGUUUCCACACAAUACUGUGUGUGACAGUCUUCUAGUUUUGUAUAUUCAGCAGACGACCCCUGAAUUUAAACGACAUCCGCAAACCAAAAUGAAUGACAACGGGGCUAAAAUAAUGCUUUUCAAUUCGCUAUACCAUAGAGACCUACCGUAUAAUUCAGUACAGUAGGAUUUACCAAUCAGCAAAAUUCACAGUAAUGCAAUCAAAUAUGGUUAAAUUUAGAGGACAUCAGAGAGUGCAGAAAAAGCCACUUCAUAUACGGAACAGUAGUUGGUCGCUUUACUGAAUCCUACUAACGUUUUCGUCAACAGAAUAGACACCAAAGUCAAAUGACCGUGAACCAACCAAUCGAAUCACUCGGCAUUACAAAUGGCUGCUCCCCAUAAUCUUCGCUACAAUUUUCUUUCUGAUUCAGGGUUAAGGUUAGGGUAGGAUUGAAGUCGGUUUAUGAUUAAGGUUAGAGCAAAACUUGCAACGAUCUUAAAAAACAUCCAUUUGUAAUGUUGAGCGGUCUGAUCGGUUAUUAAAAAGGUUGGUUAAGAGCUGGUUCUAGUUCGGUAUCUUUGAGAAGGUUUCAGUUUGCGCGAUGCCAGAAACGAUUGCUACAAAGAAUUUGAAAGAUGGACAACAAGAGGAACAAGAGUUGGCCUCCAAAGCUCUUCGUAUACAAAAUAAACGCUUUUAUCUGGAUAUUAAACAGAACAAAAGAGGCCGUUUUGUUAAGAUAACAGAAGUUGGCACUGGAGGCCAAAAAUCGCGCAUUUUGAUGUCAAUGCCUGUUGCUUUAGAAAUGAAAGAAAAGAUAAAUAAACUGAGUGACACAUAUAGCCAACUUCCUUCACACAAUCGGGAAUCACUUGCUCAAGAUGGGCGUAUUGCAUCAGACAUCAUUGUUCGCGAUAGCAGACGCUAUUAUCUUGAUCUCAAGGAGAAUGAACGUGGUCGUUUUCUGCGUCUUGCUAUGCUUUCUAUGGGUGUACGUGUACAAAUCGCUAUUCCAGCUCAGGGUAUGAUCGAGUUGCGCAAUGCACUGGCUGAUCUUAUACAAAAUUAUUCAGGAGAUACGGAAAAUGACAUAUUUUCAGACCUACCUGAAUCUAAAGUACUCUUUGUUGGCAAUAAAACAUUCUACUUUGAUGUUGGUUCAAAUCGAUUUGGCAUAUUUUUGCGUAUCUCUGAAGUUCGAGCUAACAUUCGUUCUUCAGUCACUAUACCUGAACAACAUUGUACACGAUUCUGUGAUAUUAUUACUGAAUUGGCUAGCAAAAUGUCUAAUCAGAAGUUAACUAAUGGUGUGUCUGAGAAUGGUAACACUUCUGAUCAACCGGAGGAAACAGUGAAGGAGUCAAUAGAAAAGGAAAAUGGUGGAGAGGUUCCAUCAGCUGCAUCCUAAUGUGUUUGUUUGUUUUCUUUUGUUGUUGGUGGGUUUUGUUUCCCCUGACUUGACUUCGAUCUCUCAACAAUGCUUAUUAUGGCAUUUAUUAUAUUAGCACUAUAAUUGUGAUGCAUGUUAUUCUGUGUUCAGUUAUAUAAUAUUUGCUUUUACCUUUUUAAUGUUUUAAUGCGUUUACUUUAAUAUUUUAAUUUUUUUUCCUAUGUUUUUUUUAAAACAAUAUGCAAUAGUUAUUUUAUCUUUUAUUUAUAUAAUUUAGUUUUGUCUUUUCUUAAUAUUAGUUUUUUUUUUUAUUUAUUUUUUUCUUAUGCAUGCCGAUCGUUUAAAUUAUAAUUAUUAAUAAUAUCAUUAUCAUCAAUGUUAUUAUCAUCACCAUCUCUGUUUGUGUAUUUUAUAUCUUAUUGGGAAAUGCGCAGCACAAUCCUCAUAAUAAUCUCAAUCAUUAUCAUAUGACUUCAAAGUAUCAUAUACAAAUAUAAUAAUAAUAAUAGUACCUAAAGUCCAUCGUAUGUAUUGCGAUUUUUCUCUAUCAUUUUAAUGCCACUGCUAGUCCAACUGUGUCUGAUAUCUUGUGCUUAUUGUCAUCACAUCACAUCACAUGAAACAUCACCCAGUAGUAGUUAACUAACAAGUAUCCUACUCUUACCU
This is a messenger RNA of Trichobilharzia regenti, 2196 nucleotides long. NCBI's taxonomy places the organism in Eukaryota, Metazoa, Platyhelminthes, Trematoda, Strigeidida, Schistosomatidae. The record is from the annotation of a GenBank genome assembly.